Messenger RNA from Anolis carolinensis (green anole), 1587 nucleotides. RefSeq names its product IMP U3 small nucleolar ribonucleoprotein 4 (gene imp4). Gene Ontology annotation, molecular function: snoRNA binding; rRNA primary transcript binding. Gene Ontology annotation, biological process: rRNA processing. Bases 147 to 1022 code for a protein of 291 amino acids. The record is from RefSeq and is a predicted model, not a curated record. Lineage: Eukaryota; Metazoa; Chordata; Lepidosauria; Squamata; Anolidae. The transcript has 9 exons. Gene Ontology annotation, cellular component: small-subunit processome; nucleolus; Mpp10 complex.
GUUUGGCCGCAUCCAUGUGUCUUUCUACGUUCCGCCAUCUUUCUUGUGGGCAAACGGCUUUACGCUCUGGCCAAUGAGAAAUUAUAUCACGUGAGAGCUGGGGCUUGAUUCCACGUGGAAGAGCGAGGAAGGAACCGAUAGUCAUCAUGCUACGCCGAGAAGCCCGCCAGAGGCGAGAGUACCUCUACCGGAAAGCCCAAGAGGAGAAACUGAGGACUCUCCAGGAAAAGAAGGAAAAAAUCAAGAAAGCACUAGAUGAGAACUGCCUCAUCCCCACAGAACUGCGGAAGGAGGCCCUUGUGCUUCAGAAGGAGCUUGAAUUUGAUGAUGGAGGUGGAGAAGGAGUGACAAGCCAUGUGGAUGAUGAGUAUCGCUGGGCUGGUGUGGAGGAUCCCCGUAUUAUGGUUACCACUUCUCGUGACCCCAGCUCUCGUCUCAAGAUGUUUGCCAAAGAGAUCAAACUGGUUUUCCCUGGAGCCCAGCGCAUGAACCGCGGCCGACACGAGAUGGGUGCUUUGGUUCGUGCCUGUAAGGCCAAUGGAGUCACUGACCUGCUGAUUGUGCAUGAGCACCGAGGGGUACCUGAUGGGCUUAUAGUCAGCCACUUGCCCUUUGGCCCCACGGCUUACUUCACACUCUGCAACGUGGUCAUGCGCCACGACAUCCCAGACAUUGGCACCAUGUCGGAGGCCCAUCCCCACCUCAUCUUUCACAACUUUACUUCUCGACUUGGACAGCGGGUCUCCAGCAUCCUGAAAUACUUGUUUCCAGUGCCAAAAGAGGACAGCAAACGAGUCAUCACUUUUGCCAACCAAGAGGACUAUAUCUCUUUCCGACACCAUGUUUACAAGAAGUCUGAUCACCGGAAUGUGGAACUCACUGAAGUUGGGCCACGGUUUGAAAUGAAAUUAUAUAUGAUCAAAUUGGGAACCUUGGAGCAGGAGAAUACGGCUGACGUGGAGUGGCGCUGGCACCCAUAUACACGCACAGCCAAGAAACAGAAGUUCCUCAGCACUGAGUAGUUACAUGAAUUCCAAAAUGCCUCUCAAUUUCCCUCUUGUAGGACUUACUUCAUCCCUAUCAAGAUGCUGCGAUGUGCUGACAGGACAAUAAGCCCUGGACUCUUUGGACUUGCCUUUUUUUACGUCAUAGAAUUAAAAUUUGCUCACUGUAGCCAGUAGCUAGCAAUGGAUCCAAUUACCUCCAUGUCUCAUGAAUCUUCUAGUUUGUCAGCAUUUCUUGGCAGUGUGUGGAAAUAGAUGGUACCUAAAAUUGGUAUUGUGAAAUGGAUUCCUUUAACACCUUUCCUUUGCAUCAGCUGAAACCUUCUCCAUAUUGCAAUUGUAUGGAGAAUAUGUGAUAAAGCAGUGGUUUUCAACCUGAGGUCCCCAGAUGUUUUGUCCUUCAACUCCCAGAAAUCCUAACAGCUGAUAAACUGGUUGGGAUUUCUGGGAGUUGAAGGCCAAAACCAUCUGGGGACCCCAACGUUGAGAACUACUGUCAUAAAGGAACAAUGACAUCUGAGAGAUAAAGGUCUCCUUGAUUUUUGCAAACCAUUUGAUACAAUAAAUCCUUGUGUUAGCUCCA